Messenger RNA from Closterium sp. Naga37s-1, 2022 nucleotides. The record is from the annotation of a GenBank genome assembly. NCBI's taxonomy places the organism in Eukaryota, Viridiplantae, Streptophyta, Zygnematophyceae, Desmidiales, Closteriaceae.
AUGGCGGGUUUCCACUCGUCUGCGUGUUCCGCGGCGGAUUUGUCGCAAUCUUCUGGACCGUCCGUGACGGAAGAGACCGUGUCGCUCGUUCAGGCGUCCGAUAAAGGCAUUGGACUCGCUUUUGUGGAGCAGCUGCUGAAGCGGCAGCCAACUGGCCGCGUCAUUGCCACGUGUCGAGAUCCGAUGGGCGCUCAGCACCUGGACGCACUGCACGACCAGAGCGGUGGACGGCUGGAUGUGAUGCAACUGGAUGUGACUAAAGAGGAUACUAUCGAGGCUGUAGCAGCGGCAGUGCGGCAGAAGUACGGCAAGCUAGACCUGCUGCUGAAUGUGGCGGGUGUGCUGCACCGCCCCAACGAGCUACAGCCGGAGAGCAGCCUGCACUGGCUGUGCCAGGACGCCAUGCUACUGGCAUACCGAGUCAACGCCAUGGGGCCCAUGCUCGUGCUCAAGCACAUGAUGCCGCUGCUGGUGACGGGAGGCCACACCAACCCCAACCGCCCCUUCUCCAUAGUGGCCAACAUGAGCUCUCGCACUGGAUCCAUUUCUGAUAACCACAUCGGCGGCUGGUACUCAUAUCGCGCCUCCAAAGCUGCUUUGAACCAGUUCACCAAGACGGCAGCAGUGGAGUUGGCCGCCCAGAAGAGCCCAGUGGUGGCUGUGCUGCUACACCCCGGCACUGUAGACACCGACCUUACCCGCCCGUUCACUUCGCACUUGCCGUCCGAUAAGAUCUUCACGCCUGAUUUUGCCGCUGACCAGCUAUUGGGUGUUAUCGAUGGGUUGAGUGAGAAGGACAACGGGCGGUUUAUCGCAUAUGAUGGCACUGACGUGGCGUGUGCUUCCGCCUCUCGCGUCUUCCGCGGAACCGUAGCCCGCGUCAACCCCGUGCGCGCCCCCAUGGCUGCGCUUGCCGCGCGAGCCGUCUCCGCCGCUGCGGCUGCUGCGUUCCCGGCGUUGCCGCCGUCCCAUCGGCGCGCUUCGCAAGCAGCCAGAAGCACGUCGCUGCGGAUAGGAGUGACGGGAAAGCGCGGCUGUAGCAAUGGCGGCUGUAGCCGCGCGGGGAGGAGGGGUGGGGCUGUCGUUGCGCUGGCUGCUCCGCCUGAAGCCGUGACUGCGAUUGUGGAGAGCGGAGCUGCCACGAUGGUGUCAGCUGCUGAUUGGACGAGCCACCUCGUGCUCGCCACGCUCAACGCAGCUGCCACGCUGGCAUCGGACGGGCCAAUAGAAUUGCCCCCCGCAUACCUGGAAGACCCCUGGGCUAUUCCCGAGGUCUCUCCUCUCCAGUCAUUCGCCAGUCUACUGUUAACGGGAACGAUUGGUGUGCUGCUGUUUCGGGCUAUCAAGAGACGAGCAAGCAAGGUCACUGAAUCGCGUUUCCGGUCGGAUUCAGUUGAGAAGCUGUCGUCCAAUCCGGUGGUAGAGGAGCGGAAGCGUCGGGCGGCAGCGGAAGCGGCAGAAGCAGCCAAGCGGGCGCCGCCCACGGUGCUGAACACGCUGGGCGGCGCACUGGUGGCGGGGUCGAUUGCCAUUGUGCUCUACAAGUUUGCAACUUCUGUCGACGAUGUGUUUGCAGGGCAAACCCUUUCCACCACUUACACUGUUCGGAACCUCUCCAUUGCUGUCAGGACCAUUGUAUCAGGCCUCGUAUGGCUGGCCACAUUCAUCUGUGCUCUCAAUUCCCUCGGCCUCACUCAUUUUUUUAUCACUGUUUCCUCCCCCUUUCUCCCUCACUCACUUUCUCCCUCCUCUUACCACAGGACCAUAGUAUCAGGCCUCGUAUGGCUGGCCACAUUCAUCUUUGGUCUCAAUUCCAUCGGCCUCACUCUAUAUGCCUUUCAACUGGCGCUGGGUCUCGACUCUCCUAAAGACAGCCCCGUUAGUGGGAGUGGGAGUGAAGAUACAGUGGGAUCUAAAGACAGUGAGCCCAAGGCGACAGAGGUUCCAGUUGGGAGUGACGAGAAAAAGCCAUUGGGUUUUGGAGGUUCUUCGAAGGAAAAUGGGGGAGACGAGAAGAAAUAG